Messenger RNA from Hordeum vulgare subsp. vulgare (domesticated barley), 532 nucleotides. RefSeq names its product transmembrane protein 258. Gene Ontology annotation, cellular component: membrane-bounded organelle. Gene Ontology annotation, biological process: protein N-linked glycosylation. Bases 110 to 340 code for a protein of 76 amino acids. NCBI's taxonomy places the organism in Eukaryota, Viridiplantae, Streptophyta, Magnoliopsida, Poales, Poaceae. The transcript is spliced from 4 exons. The record is from RefSeq and is a predicted model, not a curated record.
CAACAAAUCCAGCCUUCUCUUACUCUCUGUCCUCUGCCCACCAGACCACAAGAGUUCGUCGCGGCGGAGAGGAGACGACGACGAGCAGCCUCAGCUCAGAUCCGACGAGAUGGCGGCCAAGGCGAUCUCCAGCCCCGUGCCGGUGGAAUGGUACCCGACGCUGGCCAUCGUCAUGGUUUCCGUCGGCCUCAUGCUCACCGCAUCAUUCUUCAUUUAUGAAGCCACGACUUCCAGGCGGAACCGUAGUUUAGCAAAGGAGAUGGUCACAGCGUCCAUUGCUUCUGUGUUCCUGGGCUUUGGAUCUCUGUUUGUGCUCCUUGCAAGCGGUGUUUAUGUCUGACGAUCGGCUGUGCAAGCAUUUAGUUUGUGUAGCUAGGAUCUGCCAAGUUCUAAAAGAAUUAAGAUUGUGUUGUUCCUGGAGAAUAUGCAGUAGUACUAUGGACAUGUUUUACUCAAAAGGAUGAGAAGUCAAAGUUAGACCAGUGUGGUGAAAACUCUAUAAUUAUCAACAUACCAUCUGAUCCCACCUUCA